AUGAGCGACGAGCUGUGCUACGCGUUCGAGGCCAAGUUCCCCCACUGCGAGAUCAGCCAGGGCUGGGGCCUCACCGAGUCGAGCGUCGCGAUCGGAUACAAUGGCGCCGAGACGGGGCCGAAGAGCUGCGUCGGGCGCCUGCUGCCGACGUGGGAGGCGCGGCUCGUCAAGGACGGCAAGGACGUCGCGCCUGGCGAGGAGGGUGAGAUCUGGGCACGAUCCCCGGCCCUCAUGGAGGGCUACCACGACAACCCGAAGGCGACAGCGGACUGCAUGCACGGCGACUGGUUCAAGACGGGCGACGUCGGGCGCAUCGACGAGGACGGCUUCAUCUACAUUGUCGACCGCGUCAAGGAGCUCAUCAAAUACAAGGGCUACCAGGUAGCGCCGGCCGAGCUCGAGGCGCUGCUGCUGCAGUGCCCCGGCGUGAAGGACGCCGGCGUCGUCGGCGUCUACAGCGAGGCGCAAGCGACCGAGCUGCCCCGCGCAUACGUUGUCGCCAACGCGAGCCCCGACUUCAUCGCCGAGUGGGUCAAGGAGCGGGUGUCCAACCCGAAGCGGCUCCGCGGCGGCGUUGUCCUUGUCGACAGCAUUCCCAAGAGCCCGAGCGGCAAGAUCCUUCGCAAGGAUCUCCGGACCCGCGCUGCGCAGGAGAUGGCCAAGUUGUAA
Trichosporon asahii var. asahii CBS 2479 is the source of this 669-nucleotide messenger RNA. Its product is annotated as AMP binding protein. The coding region runs from base 1 to 669 and encodes 222 amino acids. NCBI's taxonomy places the organism in Eukaryota, Fungi, Basidiomycota, Tremellomycetes, Trichosporonales, Trichosporonaceae. The record is from RefSeq and is a predicted model, not a curated record. Gene Ontology annotation, molecular function: CoA-ligase activity. The transcript has a single exon. Gene Ontology annotation, biological process: secondary metabolic process.